AUGGCACUUUGCGGGCAAUUCCUGCUUCCGCUCUGCUGCUUGGCCUGGCUGGGUUUGCCCACGAGCCUCGGGGAGGCUCAGCUUGCAGCUGGCGCGAGCUGGGGGUCUGAGGCCGACCCUUGGUCCUUGCUGCAGCCCGUGGAUGGGGCCGACAGGUCCGGCCUCCUGCCCCCUCUCUUCAAGGUCCUGUCCGACAGGCGGGCCAAGGCCCCGAGGCUGCAGCCUGACUCCAGGGCCCUGCAGUUCAUGAAGAGGCUCUACAAGACCUACGCCACCAAGGAGGGCGUCCCCAAGCCCAGCAGAAGUCACCUGUACAACACCGUCCGCCUCUUCAGCCCCUGCGCCCAGCCCAGGCAGCCUCCGGGGGGCCGGGGGACGGGCCUCCCGCCUGAGGACCUGGCGUUUAGCCUGGACCGGGUGACGGCCGCGGAGCGCCUGCUCAAGUCCGUGUUGCUCUACACCCUGGACAGCUCCGUUUCGCUCGCCUCGGCCGCCUCGUGUGCGUGCAACCUGCUGGUGACGGAGCCCACCUCUUCUGGCAACGCUGCCCCACGGGCACCAUACCCCUUGACCUUGAGGAGCCACCGAUGGAUUGAGAUCGACGUGACCUCCCUGCUGCAGCCUCUGGUGGACUCGAGCCAGAGGAGCGUCCGCCUGUCCAUCAACUUCACCUGCACCAAGGGCCAGGGCGCCAGGGACGGUGUGUUCAGCGUGGCUCUCCCGGUGCCCCCCUCGCUGAUCUUGUAUCUGAAUGACACCAGUGCUCAGGCCUAUCACGGGGGACAUUCCCUUCACUCUGCCAGGAGGCCUCCGCCGAGUCCCAAGCCCGAGAAAAGCGUGGGUGUCCAUCCCGUGGCCGAAGAGGCCGCGGAGGGCGAGCGGUCAGCCAGGCACCGGCGGGGGCAGGAGGCCAUCGGCUCGGAUGCCAAGAAGCCGCCGCUUCCAGCUUCCUUCAACCUGAGCGAGUACUUCAAACAGUUUCUCUUCCCCCAAAACGAGUGUGAGCUCCACGACUUCAGGCUCAGCUUCAGCCAGCUCAAGUGGGACAACUGGAUCGUGGCCCCGCACAGGUACAACCCUCGGUACUGCAAAGGGGACUGUCCCCGGGCUGUGAGGCACCGCUACGGCUCGCCGGUCCACACCAUGGUGCAGAACAUCAUCUACGAGAAACUCGACUCAUCGGUGCCCAGGCCCUCGUGUGUCCCUGGCAAAUACAGCCCCUUGAGCGUCCUGACCAUUGAACCCGAUGGCUCCAUUGCUUACAAAGAGUACGAAGACAUGAUAGCCACCAAGUGCACCUGCCGUUAG
This is a messenger RNA of Jaculus jaculus (lesser Egyptian jerboa), 1308 nucleotides long. It is a transcript of the gene Gdf9, whose product is annotated as growth differentiation factor 9. The transcript is spliced from 2 exons. The record is from RefSeq and is a predicted model, not a curated record. NCBI's taxonomy places the organism in Eukaryota, Metazoa, Chordata, Mammalia, Rodentia, Dipodidae. Bases 1 to 1308 code for a protein of 435 amino acids. Gene Ontology annotation, molecular function: cytokine activity; growth factor activity. Gene Ontology annotation, cellular component: extracellular region. Gene Ontology annotation, biological process: BMP signaling pathway; SMAD protein signal transduction.